AACAAAGAGGGCAGAGAAAAAGACGGCAGAAGAGGGAGAGCGACAGCUAGCUAGCGAAAAGUUUGAAACGCCGAAAAUACUCUAAAUUGAAAACGUCUACGGCGUGGGGUAUCAGUUUAUCUAAAAACGCAGUCAUAAAGUGCCAAUUAUUCUCCUGCUGUGUGGAAUUUGAGUUCGUUUCGCAACUGUUUUUGUAAGGGCAGGUAUCUAGCUAGCCGUCAAGUAAUAAUGUCUCCUAAUGUGAUUUCAUAGCUCUCCGGACCCUGAUAUGAGAACUCCUGUUAGUUGACAGUAUCUUAUAGGCACCGCAGGCAUGGAAGUCAUGGGGCAAAUGUGAUGAGCUAUGUGUAAGUUUUCACAAUCAUCUCCCUCAUCCCCAGAGUGUUGUACAUAAUCCUCCAAAUUAUUAAGGGGGAGCAUUCAGAAUGAAGAAGAUCAGUCUGAAGACAAUAAGAAAGUCAUUUAACAUGAAAGGCAAAGAAGAGAGCGAAUAUGCCUUGUCACAGCCAGACCUGGCCACCAAUUUCUCUGCUGAAGAUUCUCUGUUUGGAGGAUGCUACAGCAAAGAUCUUGUCAGCAGUGACUUGGAUAACGAGGAUGAAAAACGAGCCAAAGUCCGAUCUAAGAGUGAGGGUCUCAUGGGCACCUUGAAAAGGAGGCUGUCAGCAAAACAGAAACCAAAGGUCAAAGGCGGUUCUCCAUUGGUAUGCUCUAUAGAUGAUGACACCUUAUCUUCUUCUUCUGCACCCAUUAGUCUAAGUGACAUAAAAUCCCAGCAUUCCUCCCGUUCCACCUCUGUCCAUUGUCACCAUUACAGUCCCACCCCAUGGCCUCUCAGACCAGCAAACUCAGAGGAGACUUGUGUUAAAAUGGACAUGAAGAUGAAUGCUUUAAUGAACUCUUCAGAUCCAAGCCCAGCUCUCAACGGUGUGCGCCAAGACUUUCUAGACCUCCAGAGAGACAGAUUGUUUGAAGAAUCAAGCGAUUCAUUGAAACUCCCCAGAUGUGUGCCAGACCACCAUUCUGACUCUCAGAACGGUGAUUUGCAUCUUGAAAUGGAUGAACAUGUGCCUGUAGUCCUUGGUCUUGCAGUUCAGGAUUAUAUUCAGUAUACAUUGCCUUUAGAUGAUGUACUCUAUCCUGAUGAGGAGGGUUCACGCUCUUUUUGUUUAGAUAGCACCAUGCCCAUGGAUGUCGUGCCCCAGUCAGAGGGCUGCAGAUCCCUUGAUGUAGAUGAGGAGCCUAUUGAUCAGGAUCUCCUGUCACCUGACAUCUUCAUGGAAUCAUCGGUGAACCAGCUCUUUUUAAACACUGCAAAUGUCUUGCUGCAGGGCUCCAGACUUGAAGCCCCACUUUCUCCUUUGCUACCUCCGUUGCCCAGUAGCUUUCUCCAGAGAAGUUUCUCUGGGUUUGGUGGUACACAUGCUCAGGUUGCUGAGAGAGUCAUGCACCAUCUCAACUUUGACCCCAACUCGGCCCCAGGAGUGCAGAGGGUCUACGAUGCUGUGCAGAGCAGUGGGCCCAUGGUGGUCACUAGUCUCACAGCUGAACUAAAGAAGUUAGCCAAGCAGGGGUGGUACUGGGGCCCCAUCACAAGAUGGGAGGCUGAGGAAAAGCUGACAAAUCUUCCAGAUGGCUCUUUUUUAGUCCGUGACAGUUCGGAUGAUCGGUAUCUCUUAAGCUUGAGCUUUCGCUCACAGGGUAAGACUCUUCAUACGCGGAUUGAACACUCAAAUGGCAGUUUUAGUUUCUAUGAGCAGCCUGAUAUUGAGGGCCAAAUAUCAAUUGUGGAUCUCAUUGAUAAUUCAGUUAAAGAUUCAGAGAAUGGAGCAUUCUGUUAUUCAAGAUCCCGCUUACCAGGGUCUGUAACCUACCCCGUUAGGCUGACCAAUCCUGUCUCAAGGUUUAUGCAAGUGCGGUCACUGCAGUACUUGUGCCGAUUUGUCAUUCGGCAAUACACACGGAUCGAUCUGAUCCAGAAAUUGCCUUUACCGAACAAAAUGAAAGAUUACCUGCAGGAAAAGCACUACUGAACACAGUAAAACCAAACUUUACAGGAGUUGGUUGCUACUUGCACUUUUGGGAUGACAAAAUAAAGCAGGUUUGGCAAACUUUUCAAGGGUUUUUUGUUACCAUUAAACUACAUAUUAUGUUGAAAGAAAAGACGACAUUUGUUGGCUUAAAAGUGUCCGGUAGAGUAGAUAAUUAAGAUGUUUGUGAAGAGACGCCAUGGCUGAAUGUUGUUAUAGAGUGUUUGGAUCUCAAUUUUGGAGCCUUUUUUGCAUGCUCUCUUAGAGUACUGUAGCAUUUUGUUUUUGUUACAGGAACACAAGUCCAGAUACAAAGAGAUUCAUGUGUUUUUAUGCAUAUCCCAUUUUAUGAAAUAUUAGCACACAACUUCAAGCUCCAGCUUAUUGUAGGGCAGUUAGAGGUUAUUGGCAACAAUGCACAGAUGUGUAAUAACGCCUUAAUGACCGCAGGUUUGUGAAAUGUGGUUAUGGUGAGCAAAUAGAUGACAUUCCUCAUCUCAUUUUUGAGUGCAUAUUUUUUGUGUUACUAGCAACUGCUAUGUCAUGACAUGACCUUAUUAAAACAGAAAAUCUACAUUACUGUUAAAAAGUUUGGAAUCACCAUGAUAUUUUUAGGUUUUUGGAUGAAAUUGAGCAUUUACCAAGGAUGCUUUAAAUUGAUCAUUUACAUUAUGCCAUUUUUAAUGUUACUGACUUUUACUUAAAUAAAUGCUGUAUUCUUCAAACUUUCUGUGUGUCCACAAAUCCUCCACUUGCAGCAAUGACACCUUGGGCAUUCUUGGAGUCAGUUAGUAAGAUAUUCAUGUGAAGUUUCAUCCCAUGCAUUCUCAAGCACUUCCCAAAGAUGUAAUUGGUUUGUAGGAUACUUUUCACUACCCUUUCAAUCAGACUCCUCUAACAGCAGCGUGACACUUCAAAACUCAAGCCACUUUUCCACCAUCGGGCAGAACCGUUCACAUUGCAAAACAGUGCUGAUCAGGGCCAGUUUGUAUUGUUAUGGUUUCUUUUUCCACAGUUGUGCUUAAAUGUAUGUAACAAAUAUGUCAGUUGGCAAUGAUGUGAGAGGUUAACAGUGGAGCGAUUGCACUAUGGAGGAUGAUCACAUAUCCCAGUUUUUAGGACUGCUUUUUUACUCUGCUAGAGCACUGGAAAGAAAUAGGCCUUGUCACAAAAAGGAAAGCAAAGAGAAAAAGGCUAAUAUUAAUGAUAAAAAUUAUAUAUUAAUGUUAUAAGAGCUUAAAUGAGUUAGCUAGCGUAGUCUACCUCCCGGAUGAGAAAGACUUGUAGAAAAACAAUGUACUAUAGGCUACAGUUUUACCACCAUCAUAAAAUCCUCACCACAGUGAACUUUGCCAGCUAUCUUGAAACAAAUUAGUUAUGUUGCCAAUUUGACAAUUGUGAUUCUCCACAUACUAAAGCCAUUCCACCAGCACGGUUGGUGAAUCGUGGUGAGAAAUGCGGGUGAUAACCACGCUGAUGUAGAAAUGCUACUGGAACUGUUCCUCACCAUGCUCAGACCAGUUGGACACAAUGGUGGAAAAACAGCUUAAGACCGAUCCAUCCAUAUUAGUUAUUUGCGAUCAUUAAGGUAUUUUGCCAUUUGUAUCUUUGUCUACUUAUUUGCCAGUGUCAGAUGUGACUUUUUCUUGAAACUGUCUAAAAGCAUCCCAGUGUCUUCAGAGUUUCUCAAACUAGAGACUGAUGUACGUCCUCUUGUUGUUGUGCAUCUGGACCAUCCACUACUCUUCCUAUCUGGGUCAGAACCAGUUUGCUUUUCUUCCUAGGAAGUAGUGUAUAGAAUAGCCUUAACCUCUUAAAAGAACAAUAGACUGAUCAUUUUGAGAGAAAUGUGCAUCUUUUAUGCCAUUUUUCAAAAUGAAUUUUGACUCUGAAUUGCAAGUGACUUGCAGGAAAUGCAAGUGCACUCAGUAGUUCAGCAACUGAAAAAGGACACUGUAUUGCAAUGUUCAGAUGUAAUUAAAUUGCACAAACUUUUUCAACUUUUCUGAUGAUAAAAGUUUCUUGAGGACCAAAUUAUCACAUUUGAAUGAUUUCUCAAGGGUAUCUGUAUUUUUGGAGUAGACUGGACUGGAGUAAUGACUGCUGGAAAUGGGGCUUUUUUUCCAUCAUGGGCAAAAACUGAAUAUGAAAGUGCAUGGAAAUAUAAAACAGUUAUUUAAAACAGUAAAAUUAAUUUGAAUUGCUAAGAAUUUGGCAGUAUUUUAUAUCAAUUUCAUGCCUUGGUGAACACGAGCAAAAAUGUCUUAGUGAUUCCAAACUUUUGAAUUGUAGUGUACAUGUAAUCCAAAAUGAUGUCCUGUCACCACAUUUCCCAACAUAUUUUGUUACCCUUUUAUGGAAUUACUCUAAUAAGCUACGUUAGCUGCCCAUGUUUGUGAGAUCACGUUCUCACCCUUUUGUUUUACUUUCUUUAGCACAUGGGGUGCCAAGGUUAGAUGGCUCUGUGCCUCACUGAAACUCAUCUUUGUUAUAGACUUAACUAAUUCUGGACUGUAUAAUUUGUCUUUUAUAGCAAGUCACAUUUUAACAGGCAUGCAGUUACAUUAUAAACACAUCUGGUCUUUUUUUCCCCCUUGCAUUGCAUUAAGUGUUCAUUAGAAUUGUUUAUAAUUGUUUUGAAAACCGAAAUGUUAUGCACAAGGUACAGUUUAAAAUAUUAAAUCAAUUGUUUUUGGGAACAUAGUUUGCUUACUGAUAUGUUGUAACUUGAAUUUGUUCUCCAGUUUAAAAUAAAACUUUUAUAUGAGGAAUAUUUGA
Molecule: messenger RNA, 4808 nt
Organism: Xyrauchen texanus (razorback sucker)
Lineage: Eukaryota; Metazoa; Chordata; Actinopteri; Cypriniformes; Catostomidae
Product: suppressor of cytokine signaling 6-like
Exons: 2
Coding region: 426-2033 (535 amino acids)
Biological process (GO): regulation of growth; phosphatidylinositol phosphate biosynthetic process; protein ubiquitination
Cellular component (GO): phosphatidylinositol 3-kinase complex
Molecular function (GO): 1-phosphatidylinositol-3-kinase regulator activity
Source: RefSeq, a predicted model, not a curated record